Molecule: messenger RNA, 4471 nt
Organism: Sphaeroforma arctica JP610
Lineage: Eukaryota; Ichthyosporea; Ichthyophonida
Exons: 24
Coding region: 121-3912 (1263 amino acids)
Biological process (GO): intracellular calcium ion homeostasis
Cellular component (GO): endoplasmic reticulum membrane
Molecular function (GO): ATP binding; P-type ion transporter activity; ATP hydrolysis activity
Source: RefSeq, a predicted model, not a curated record
CGAGUCUCUGGCGGAACAUAUCGGAGCACCUGCCUUGUAUACGCCAAGCAGCCUUGAUAACUGAAGGGGAACACACCACUCGGCCUAGUUCUUCGGAUUCUGACUCACGUACUGGUAGUUAUGGCUGCCCACGGCGGACGGGUCUCUGUGAGCCCCAAGGAACAGUUUAUCGAUUCAAUACAACUAUUGAAAGAGAGGCCUUGCUUUUUCCAAACUGCAGUAUGGCCCUUUGCUGGGCUGUAUGGUGUAUUACUAUAUGUAGGAUUUCAAGAAUGGGAGACUCUUGAGGAUGAUGCUUACUGGCAGCUCUUUAAAAUCUCAAUUGCUGUCGUUGUUGUCACGCAAUUAUUCGUCUACUUGGGCACGCAUUGGUCUCGAAGGUUUAAAGCACGUGUGUGUUAUUGGAAGUCGGACUCUCUGGUCGACUCCACGCAUGUGUUUGUCAGCCCGCGUGGAGUGAAUGUGGGAAGAAAUCAAAUUGUACCCAUUAAAGUAGAUGCGACAUAUUCUACCCCGGAUCUGGUUGCGAACAGUUCGAGAAUCAGAUGUUCAAUACAUUACGAACACAUGAAGUACCUGUGCUUGGAGGAUGAGGUGAGCAAGCAAAUUAGCUUGUUGCCACUCGCAUACCCAGACAGUAUGGAUAUUGAAAGCUACCGUCAGCGAACAGGCUUAUGCAGCCGGGAAGCGAUUAAAACGGCAUACAGCACGUAUGGAGGCAACAGGUUUGACAUACCCUUACCCUCGUUCUCCGAGCUACUGUUGGAACAGGCGUUGGCGCCAUUCUUCAUAUUUCAGGUUUUCUGUGUGGUACUCUGGUCUCUGGAUGAAUAUGUAUACUACAGUCUACUCACCUUGGUGAUGUUAGUCUUUUUCGAGUGCACCGUUGUAUCUCAGAGGCGGAGAAAUAUGGAAAGCUUGCUGCUUCUCUCUGCCAAGCCUCAUCCUAUACGGGUAUAUAGAGCAGGGUCGUGGGCGGUUCUGGCAUCUCAUCGUCUCCUUCCCGGAGAUGUGGUGGCAAUCGAGCCGGACGUACACAAGAGGGGCGACAUGCCUAUUCCAUGUGAUAUUCUGCUGCUGUCUGGGACGUGCAUUACGAAUGAAGCCAUGUUGACCGGGGAGGGCAAACCACGUCAGAAAGAAAGCCCGAUAUGGAAUACUCAAAUUGCAUCGGCGAACAUAGUCCAAGGCAAAACUGGGCCUCCAUUGGGACCGGACCCGGAAUUACCAGAAUGCCUGGGAAUAACUGAUCGACAUGCCGGGAAUGUUUUAUUCGGAGGUACUACCAUUGUACACUCUUCCGGAGUAGCAGAAGGUUUGCGCACUUACAAGGAUCUUUCGAUACCGCCGCCUCCGCCGUUAUACAACUUUGAUCGGAAAGGUGGUUCUGAAGUCGAGGCUGCAACAGUCAAAGACGCGCACCUCCCAUGCAUUGGCUAUGUGAUGCGAACAGGAUUUGCCACGAAACAGGGUCAGCUGGUGCGCAAGAUACUUUUCAGCACACAGCGUGUAACGGCGAACAACAAAGAGAGCUUUGUUUUUAUACUCUUUCUGCUCGUGUUUGCGAUUGUCGCUGCAGCAUAUGUGUGGGUCCAGCGGGCAGACCAGCAGGACACUGCCUUGGCGAAAGCUAUAGCUGCGCGCGAGCCUAUGGCAACGAAUACGGCACAUGAAGAACUCAUAGGAGACAACGUAGAUGAGGAACUGGAGGGACGUUGGCGAAUUGUUUUGGAGUGCCUAUUGAUCAUAACGUCGGUGGUGCCGCCAGAGUUGCCAAUGGAGCUCUCUCUGGCUGUCAAUUCCUCCAUGGCCAGACUACAGCGGUUGGCCAUAUUUUGUACUGAGCCGUUCCGUAUACCUUUGGCAGGGAAGGUGAAUGUAUGCUGUUUUGAUAAGACAGGUACGCUGACGAGUGACAAAUUAGAUAUAGAGGGAGUUGUUGUGGACAUGCACUCCACGGACGAGAUAAGAUCGGAGGGCGCUGCUGACAUACAAGGAAAUGCCGAACGUAAAAAUGAAGAAUCAAUCGCAGCGAUGGUCAAGAAAGGCGGGAUACUACCUGAAGCGUCUGUGAUGGUUCUUGCGGGGUGCCACUCGGCCUCCCUCACGUCUGCAGGAAAGAUAGUUGCCGACCCCCUUGAGAGCGCAAUGCUCCGGUUUGCCAAUGCGGCCCCACAGCACGAUGGUUCGAUUCUGAUCCAAAAGAGUAGGAAGGAUACCGAUACCGCCUACGUUGUCAAAAUCUUAAAGAAAUUUUCCUUCAACUCUCUUCUGAAACGCAUGACUACUAUCAUAACAAUGAAUGGGGAGCUUUUUAUAGUCAGCAAAGGCGCCCCGGAAAUGAUGAGUGGUCUCCUAGAUACUAUACCACCGCACUACAAUGAACUGUAUAACCGCUACGCUGCAUCGGGAUAUCGAGUGCUUGCGAUGGCAGCUGCACCUCUUCCACGCGCCAUGUCAACGAAUAUCGGCACUCUGGACAGAGCAACGGUGGAGACAAAUUUAGAGUUCGCAGGGUUCUUAAUAGUGUCUUGUGAGCUGAAGCCUGAAACUAAGCCUACGAUUAGAACUCUAAGAGAAACAUCGCAUGCGAUACUUAUGAUAACCGGAGACAGUCCAAUGACCGCCUGCCAUGUCGCACGAGAAGCGUCUUUCCUACGCAAGAGCAAGCCGCUUUAUACACUCUCAGAACAUCUGAAUUCUGGCGGGAAGGAGGUGCUUCAAUUGUUCGGAACUGGCCAGAAAAAGACGACAUCAGAUGUAUUCGCGACCUUGAGGGAUGAAAAAGCUGCAUUGUGUGUAACCGGCAAGGGCUUAGAACGAAUCACUUCGUCGGGGCAGAUACACAAAUUAAUCCGGUACAUUGUGGUGUAUGCGCGGACUUCACCGGUACAAAAGGAACAGAUAAUAGAGCUCCUGAAUGCACGGGGUCAUCACACACUUAUGUGCGGAGAUGGCACCAACGACGUAGCUGCCUUGAAGGCCGCAGUCGUAGGUGUUGCUCUUGUGGACGGGGGUGUUGGCCGAGAUUUUGGCAAGGCUUUUGGCGGGAGAGCGCGUGCGGUAGCCUACAAAGGUGUCCUGCACAAAGUGAAGGGGACGAACUCGACUUUUGAGAAUGAUGGCAUGGGUGAUGGCUCAGAGAUGUGCGAUGCCACGUACGCUGCCUCCUUUACAUCGAAGAUCCCAUCUCCACUAGCAGUGCUGCAUAUCAUCCGGCACGGGCGUACGACGUUCGCUACUACGCUACAGAUGUACAAAAUACUCGCCAUCAACUGCCUCGUCCAUGUCUAUUCUCUCAGCUUUCUGUACCUUGAAGGCGUCAAGUUCAGCGAUUGGCAGUAUACCUUCGAGGGUCUUGCUGUUGCCAUGCUGUUCUUAUUUGUGGCUUUCUCGGAGGCGGCUCCAACACUCUCGAAUGAGCGACCUAUGUCGACGAUAUUAAGCUACUAUCUAUUUGGCACUGUUAUGUUGCAAUUUAUAUCACACAUUGCUACGCUCGUCAUCUUGGUCACCACUGUGCAGAACUGGGAAAGUGCGUACGGGCUAGAAAGAGUGGAUGCCUCCCCAGAAGAUGAGUUCAAAGUAUCGCUAAUAAGCACAGUACUGUUCUGUUUUACGCUCCACUCAGUGGCGUUAAACUUCUUAGUUAACUAUGAGGGUCGCCCGUUCAUGGCGCCCUUGAUUAAGAACAAAAGGAUGUUGUUAAGUUCUGGAAGUAUAUUAGGGCUAGCUUAUUUCAUACUAUUGGGCUUGGUGGAGGGCGGGGGCGAAUUUUUCGAUGCGAUGGCAGUGCCGCAAGAGAUUCUGGUCCCAAUUGUGGGUGCGCUUAUAGUGGAUGGGAUCAGUUGCCUGCUGGCGGACACCGUAAUGAGACGCAUGUUCUACAGGUCUCAGAAGCGACCGCUGUGAAAAAUUCGAACGCUUUUUGAGAUUGAACAAAUGAGCGACCCUGUCGAUGCAUCGGGAUAAUUAAAUAAGAUUGAUCGGCGCUUGCAGGUGCGUAUAAAUUUCAAACAUCAGAGUAGCAAUAGAGAACCUCUAAAGACGAUCCACGACUCGAUCAGUCAAUAGCAUCCGCCGCGACAUGGACCAUUCGUGCAAAUCUCAGAGAGUAUUUAACUGUAGUAAGCCUACAAUGUCGCUCAAUGAAGAGACCUUAGGCUACUAACGGUAGAAAUCAAUUUCGUUGUAAGUUCAGUUUCCAUUUCUCUGUGCAUAUGCGGCGCUGAGAAACAAGAACGUUCGCCUCGAUGUACAAAUUAUUCCCACUGCAAGCUGACAGAUAUGGUUUGCGCAACACAAGAAGGCAACAAUAAGUGAAAAUAUAGCACAGCGCCAUUGUUAUCGUCCACAGCGUUUUCUAGUAGUUGUAUACUUCAGAACUAUUCAUUAAAUACAAUUAAUCCAAGUUUUUAUACUCGUAUCAACUUCAAAAUCACUCCAUGUAUUUUAGUUUGAAAUAUCAACC